AUGGCUAUUUGCUUCGAUUGCUGGAAACUCAUAAAAAUCGAUGAUGUGAAUCCUAAAAAAUUAUUCCAUUUUACUAGACAGAGGUAUGUUGAUUAUCUCGAACCUAAAGACCUGAUGCAGGAACAUUGGGAUUACGAAUGCAAUAAACCAAAGACUAAUUUUGGAAAAGCAAGAAUUAUACAAAUAGCUUAUCGAAAUUAUAAGAAUAGACCCGAAUCAUUAGCAACUCAAGCUUGGAAUGCCAUGAGAAAUGAUG
This is a messenger RNA of Paraglomus brasilianum, 256 nucleotides long. The record is from the annotation of a GenBank genome assembly. NCBI's taxonomy places the organism in Eukaryota, Fungi, Glomeromycota, Glomeromycetes, Paraglomerales, Paraglomeraceae.